AUGGAAGAGUUAAAUAUUGAGAUAAUUCCUAUUGUAAGUGAAGAAGAAACUAGAGAAUUAAUAAAAGAGAAAUGUAUUGUAGGAAGGGUUAUUGAAAAAAAAAUGACAGGAGCAAUAAUGAAAGAAAUACAAGAGCUUCCAAUAGGAAUGAAUCAUUUAAAAAGGAUAAGACGUUAUGAAGGGCAACUAGAGAUAAUAAUUUGUAAAAUAGAAGAAGAAGAAAAUAAAAAAGAAGAAGAAAUAAUAAAAGAAUGGAAAACAGAAGAGAGUAAUAUUCAAAUGAUACAAAAAUUAGAAGGGAUCGACAUUAAUUCAAUUAAAGUCAUUGAAGUACCAAAGUAUGCACCGGUUAACAAAGAACAAUAUAAAACAUUUUCAAAAAUUUGGCCAUGUAAUUUAUUUCCACCUUCAUUGCCAACACCAAAUAUUGAAAACGAAGAAAUAACUUAUGUUAAGGAAAUGAUUAACAAAUUAAAUGUUGAUCAAAGAAUUGAAACUAAAACAAAAAACGAAGAAUUAAAAUGUGAUAAAAGAUGUAUUUCUUUAGUUUGUAAUGCGAAUAAAAGAAUUGAAACUAUUCAAAAGGAUACUACAAUAGAAUCUAAUCACCCUUUACUUCAUGCUCCUUUUAAUGCAUUACAAUCAAUUCCUCUUAACCACAAACACUAUUUAUGUACUGGUUUUGAUCUUUUUACUACACACGAACCUUGUUUAAUGUGUGGAAUGGCUUUAUUACAUUCAAGAUUUGGAAGAGUAUUUUUUAUUCAUCAACAUAAAACAAACGGUGCAUUUACUGUUCAUCAUUUAAAUAAAAAGAAACAACUUAAUCAUCACUUUAAUGUUUAUCAAAUAAAAUUUAUUUAA
Messenger RNA from Entamoeba dispar SAW760, 864 nucleotides. Its product is annotated as tRNA-specific adenosine deaminase subunit TAD3, putative. The transcript has a single exon. The record is from RefSeq and is a predicted model, not a curated record. Gene Ontology annotation, molecular function: tRNA-specific adenosine-34 deaminase activity. Lineage: Eukaryota; Evosea; Mastigamoebida; Endamoebidae. The coding region runs from base 1 to 864 and encodes 287 amino acids. Gene Ontology annotation, cellular component: nucleus; cytoplasm.